CACGCCCCCCUCUAACCGCCCGCACGGCGGACCGCGCUGCCCGCCACGGCGCUCUGGAGCCCGGGGGAAACUUUCAGCACAGCGGGGUGGGCUGGUCUCCCCGUGCGGGAGAGUUUAAUAGAGAGUUUAUUCCAGCUGCUCCUCCUAAAGUAUCGGAGAGGUUGAAGCUUUCCACACACACACACACACACACACACACACACAAACACACACACACACACACACACACACACACACACACACUCUCUCUCUCAGAGAUAGACACACACACACAUAUAGCAGUGAUUGCUACUGAAGUGGAGAAGGUGGGGGACUAGUUCAGCUCAGAGGAGUUGGGGCUGUUUUUCUGUCUGUUCUGCUGGUUGGAGUCAUGUGAGGUGAACUGUAAUGUCCGUGGAGCAGGAAAAAGACUCGCUUUCGCUCAAAAGAAACCGAGGAGGAGACGGUGGUCUCGAUGGUUUAGGUGGGCCAGGCCUGCUUCUGGGGAGCCCAGAUAAGAAGAAACGCAAGUCCAGUACACAGGCUCCCUCCUUCGCACCGCUCUCUGAAUAUGCUCCUCCAGCUAACCCCAGCUCUGAUCACUUGGUGGCUUCCAAUCCUUUUGAUGAUAACUACAACUGUUCGCCUCCAUCUCUAAAGGCACUCAACACCAACAAUCCUUAUUUUAGCCCUUCUCACUACCCAGGAUUUGGUGGCUAUGGCCCGCCACGGAUGGCACCCCAUAUCCAGAACAGGAUGCCCUCUCCUUUUGGGGGGCCAUAUCAGAUCCGGAACCAGCCACCGCACCCAUUUUCCCAGAACCCAAUGAGCCCAUUGGGUAUGGGCUUUAACCGGCCGCCCAACUUUAGCUACGGCCACCCCGACGGUCCAGCCUUCGCCAAUCAGCCUAUAUUUAACACUGGUGGCAUUCACCUUCCAACUGGUCAGCCCUUUAGGCCAGGUCUUGGAGAGAACUUGAACCAGAUGCCCCUUCCCAAUGUGAACCAGAACCAGGGUGUUUCAGGUCGCUUGAGUCCUGGGUUUGGUCCGGAGGGACCUGGGAACUUGCCACCAACAGUGAAGCCAAACUCAGAUUUGAGCCCAGGAAUUUCUCAGCCAUCUAGCCAACUAGCCAACUUUGGCCAACCCAGUACACCAACAUCUACACCCAAACAGGGCCCAAAUGAAAUUGCAAACAACAAAAAAUCUGGUCUGAAUGCCAGUUCGCCCCGAAAACAAAACCAGAUUCCCGAGAAUGGUGGUGCAAGUCAAGAUACGCAUGUGGAGCCCAAAGGAAAAAACAGGGGAAAUGUCUCAGCUGGCCUUGAAGCAGGGGUGGAGAAGAUUAACGGUGUGAUCCAUCCCAGCCCUGACCCCUUAAAGAAAUCCCCACAGCCCACAGCUCAUAUCGAAACCCCAACAGAGAGGAACCGAAGGCCUGGGAGCGCCGGCCGUAGCGGCGGUGCUUUGUCCAAUAAAAAGACUUCAGCUCAUCCCAGCAGGCCCAACAACUCCAGCUCCUCCUCUGAGCCUGUGUACCCAUGCGGAAUCUGCCUCAGUGAGGUGAACGAUGACCAGGAGGCUAUUUUGUGUGAGGCCUCCUGUCAAAAAUGGUUCCACAGGGUGUGCACAGGGAUGACGGAGACGGCCUAUAACCUGCUGACGGCCGAGGUGGCCGCCGUGUGGGGCUGUGACAGCUGCAUGGAGGAGAAAGGAGGACAGCUCCUCAAAUCACGAGAGAUACAAGGCCAGCCUACAGCAAACAGCGAGGGACAGUCCUGAGUUGUGUUUUUUUGUUGGUUGUUUUUUUUUAAAGAAUUGCCAAUGCAGUCGUAUCUACUGUAGAUAAAGUCCUGCAGACUAAAGAUGUGAAGACAGGCUGUGCUCAAGCCAAGGUUUCUUACAAGGUGCACCUUUACAAAGGAUUUAGAUUGUGUAGUUAUCUAACCAGCACACUCAGAAACCAUAAUUUUACGUUAUCUGGUGAGGUACUUAUCGUCAGUCUAAGGUUACCUUCAUGCAGUGGGUAUAUGUGGCCCAUGUUCUGUCUUUUUUGGUCAAAUAUGAAGUAAAAAACAUAAAAUCUGACAAUUUCAGUUCCUUUUCAGACCAAUUUAAGCCAUAUAUGAGGUUUUGAAAUCCUGUACAAAUCAAUCACAUGACAAUGUGAUACAAUCUGGACAUAUAGAUCAGUAUUAAAGGAACUUUUUAGUCGGUCCAACUUGACAAUGGUCAUAAUUGCACAUUAAUGAGAAGGGAAAAUGGAUGGGUAAUGUGCAGCAUUGCCCUUUUGCACAUGAUCAGUCAGUCAGUUUAUGAGCGUGAACUGUUUGGAUGAAUGUCUGAUAUACAGUUGGUCACUUUAAAUAGACAGUGUGAACAGACUUGCUGUGAAAACACUUUAUCCAGUGUAUAAAUUUAGCCUUUGUUAAGGCUCUGUGCAAGCUGAUUGUUCCUUUAAAAUGAAAGCUUAAAUGAAAGUUUAAGGUGACUGUUAGCUGCCUAUCCUUUGAACAGAAUUAAUGUUUUUUUUUAAACUAAUUUAUAUGCCAUUAAAAUCAUGAACAUUAUUACAAAUAACACAUAUUUUUCAAAAAACAAACCUUCACUUAACAUUAAUGUUUUCACUUUGCUACAGAAAAAAACAGCUAACUUAUUUUUGCAUGUUUGGCUUAGCUUAACCCAAAGCUGAGGCUUCUACUAAAAUAAUGUCUUCUUCCUCAAGGAUCAGGAAUAGGAUUAGCUAAUUUACUGACAUCAAAUUAGAUUUUUUUUUUUAAUAUCAACGUUUUAGACUCCUGCUUACACAAAAAGAUUAUUUUUGUGAUUUUAAAUGAUUAAGCAAUUAACAAAAAGCUAGUUAGCUAUCUUACACACACAGAAAAAUGAGUUUAACCAUCUUGAAAAAAAAUAACAGCUUAAGCUUUUUAAGCUUUUUCUGGUUUGUUACUGCUUUAGCUUGUAAGCCAGCAUAUCACAUACAUUUUUAUGUGUUAUGCUGGUCAUUGCUAACAAUGAUUUUUAUGAUUUAAUUAUGAUUAUACAA
Astyanax mexicanus (Mexican tetra) is the source of this 3025-nucleotide messenger RNA. It is a transcript of the gene pygo1, whose product is annotated as pygopus family PHD finger 1. The coding region runs from base 388 to 1761 and encodes 457 amino acids. The transcript has 3 exons. NCBI's taxonomy places the organism in Eukaryota, Metazoa, Chordata, Actinopteri, Characiformes, Acestrorhamphidae. The record is from RefSeq and is a predicted model, not a curated record.